This is a messenger RNA of Brassica napus (rape), 3437 nucleotides long. RefSeq names its product putative hydrolase C777.06c. NCBI's taxonomy places the organism in Eukaryota, Viridiplantae, Streptophyta, Magnoliopsida, Brassicales, Brassicaceae. The transcript is spliced from 6 exons. The record is from RefSeq and is a predicted model, not a curated record. Bases 213 to 710 code for a protein of 165 amino acids.
GCAGAGCUUUUGAGACUUGGGUGCUAAAAUGGCAGCUCUUUCAACGGUUCUGUCUCUUGGUUUCGGGUCACUUCGCCGCCCUUGGCGCCUUUCCUUCUUCUCCUCUUUCAAUUCGCUCCGGCAACAACAGACCUCACUUCUCCGAUGCCAAAGUCUCGUCCUUUCGAGGUCUCCGCUUAACAGGGCUCUUCAAGCUUCCCUUCAAUCCAAUUAUGCUCCGGUUACAUCACCGGGAGACCAUUCUGAGAUUGUGUUUAUGGGUACUGGAACAAGUGAAGGGAUCCCUCACUAAUCCUCUCAAAACAUGUUCGGUAUGCACCAAAAGCAACAGAACCUGGAAACAAGAACAGGAGACCUUAACACCAGCAUUCUUGUUCGGUACACUAGACCAUCCGGAACAAAGUAACAUCCUUAUUGGUUGUGGCAAUCUAAGAACACUUGAUGCGGUUGUAAUCACUCAUUCUCAUGCUGAUGCAAUUGGAGGUCCUGAUGAUCUCCGUGAUUGGACAAACAAUGUGCAGCCUCACAUUCCAAUUUACACUGCUACGCGUGAUUUUGAGGUGAUGAAAAAAACCCAUUACUACCUGGUUGAUACGAGUGUGCAUAGCACUCAACAUAUGUUACUCAUUGCUUCGAUUCUUUUUUUUUUUUUUUUUUUUUUGUGUUAUAACUCGAAGAUUUUCAGCAAGCAAAAGUGCAAAACCCACUAGUUAUUAGAGUAUCAAAUAUAUUUUUAUCGUAGUUAGUUAAUACUUCUAUAAUAAUAACUAAACAUAAUUGAAAUGGUAGAGAAUCCCAAAAAUUUAUCUUGACCCAUAUAGUGAAAUCAAUUCUAGUUGUUCAAAUGUAAUUCCACUUCUUCUCUUCACUCCAGGAUGUUUUGUAUCAUCUUUUGCAUCCUUGAUUCUUGAUUUCACAAUGCGGGUCAUUAGUCAACAAAUGUAUGUUCUUUUUGUUGUUAUAAUAUGUUUUCACAUAAUUUAGAUUUUUAACAAAAACAAUAAAAAAAAGCCCAAAACGCCCAAUAAACAAAAAGCCCACAGAUUUAACAGAAACAAUAAAAAAACAAAUUAAUGGACUUGUUUAGCAAGCUCACUCUCGACUUGUUCAGCAAGCUCACUCCCGACUUCUCUUCUCCAGCAGCUUCUCUUCUCCAGCGUGAGGAAACAUGGGUCUAGCUUCACGAGUUCUACUCAAGAUCAAGAGACGUCGUAAGAGACCCACCACGCCCCAAAGUUUCUCGCAACUUGGGUUUAGGGUCGUUGAAAUGAAGUCAGAUGGGCACUGCCUCUUCAGGGCUAUGUCGCACCAGAUGUACAGGCAUCAGCGUGGGCACCUAUCCUACCGAAAGGAGAUUGUGCACCAUAUUGAGGUAGAUCUUGGAAAUUUCUAUAUAAAAUUCUAUAAACAUGAUAAUCAUUCAUGUUAUAUUGUCAUAUAUGCACACAUAAACAUCAGGAGUUCUUCGAGCCCUUUGUCAUUACCCGCAAUGCUCUUGACCAGAUCACCGAAACCUUUGAGCAGUGCUGUAAAAGGAUGAAGAAAGAACCCAUCUAUUGGGGAGGAGAGCCGGAGCUGGUAGCAGCAUCUCGUAUCUUGCACCGCAUCAUUCGAGUCUAUAAUGUAUGUGUCACUUCUCAUAAGAUUCUAUAAUGUAUGUCUAUAAUGAUUGCAACAUCUCGUGUCUUGCACCGCACCAUAAGAAUCUAUAAUGAUAGUAGCAUCUCGUGUCUUGCACCGCACCAUAAAUAAUGUAUGUCACUUCUCAUUAUAGACUUUUUUGUUAUGCUAUCAUUAUAGACUCUGACUCUUUAUAAUAAUAACUAAACAUAAUUGAAAUGGUAGAGUAAGAGUUUAUAAUGAUAGCAUAACAAAAGAAUCUAUAAUGAUAAGUGACAUACAUUAUGGUGCGGUGCAAGACACGAGAUACUGCUAUCAUUAUAGACUCUUAUGGUGCGGUACAAGACACGAGAUGUUGCUAUCAUUAUAGACAUACAUUAUAGAAUCUUAUGAGAAGUGACACAUACAUUAUAUACUCGAAUGGUGCGGUGCAAGAUACGAGAUGCUGCUACCAACUCCGGCUCUCCUCCCCAAGAGGUGGGUUCUUUCUUCAUCCUUUUACAGUACUGCUCAAAGGUUUCGGUGAUCUGGUCAAGAGCAUUGCGGGUAAUGACAAAGGGCUCGAAGAACUCCUGAUGUUUCUGUAUGCAUAUAUGACAAUAUAACAUGAAUGAUUAUCCAGUUGAUAAAAUUUUAUAUAGAAAUUUCCAAGAUCUACCUCAAUGUGGUGCACAAUCUCCUUUUGAUAGGAUAGGUGCCCACGCUGAUGCUUGUACAUCUGGUGCGACAGGGCUCUGAAGAGGCAGUGCCCAUCUGACUUCAUUUCAACGACCUUGAACCCAAGUUGCGAAAAACUUCGGGGUCUGGUGGGUCUCUUACGACGUCUCUUGAUCUUGAGUAGAACUCGUGAAUCUAGACCCAUGUUUCCUCACGCUGGAGAAGUCGGGAGUGAGCUUGCUGAACAAGUCGGGAGUGAGCUUGCUGAACAAGUCCAUUAAUUUGUUUUUUUAUUGUUUUUGUUAAAUCUGUGGAUUUUUUGUUUAUUGGGCGUUUUGGGCUCUUUUUUAUUGUUUUUUUUUAAAUCUAAAUUAUGUGAAAACAUAUUAUAAUAACAAAAAGAACAUACAUUUGUUGACUAAUGGUCCGUAUUGUGAAAUCAAGGAUGCAAAAGAUGAUACAAAACAUCGUCGAGUGAAGAUAAGAAGUGGAAUUACAUUUUAACAACUAGAAUUGAUUUCACUUUAUGGAUCAAGAUAAAUUUUUGGGAUUCUCAACCAUUUCAAUUUUUUUAGUUAUUAUUAUAGACGUAUUAACUAUAAUAUAUUUGAUACUCUAAUAACCAGUGGGUUUUGCACUUUUGCUUGCUGAAAAUCUUCCAAUUAUAACACACAAAAAAAUAGAAUCGAAGCAAUGAGUAACAUUUGUUGAGUGCUAUGCACAUUUCGUGGAUUUUCCACGACAAAAUGAGAUAGCAAGCAUGCUAUGCACAUUUCACAGUUUAUAAUCAUUUACUUUAUAUAUUAACCGUUGACAACAAAUGUUAAAUGGUGACGAAAUACGUUUGCUACGACUGUCUAGUCUGUACUACUACAACCACAGUGAACGCAUUAGGUUCGUAAGCUUGUUAGUGUCCACCCUCAGUCACAUCCCACUUUUGGUAGCCUUUAAACUCAAAAGCGAGAUCUUUAACAUAUGCGAAGAUAACUUGAACAUUAUUAGUCCAUUGAUAUAUCCAAUGGCAGAUAGCUCUUUUGUAAAAAAAUGGAAUGUCCAAGUUGUUAGUUUUGACUUUUGAUUGGUUAAUGUCAUUUUGAUUUUCAAAAAUUUAUAAGUGGACAGGCAUAUUCUUGAGAAUAUACCAGUUUCAUUCCCUUCCA